GGAAAACCUUCCUAAAUUAUAACCUUCAUAUAAAGGAGAUUGUUUUGUUUCCGAAUAGGUUAUGAACAGUAGAGAGAUGUUUUGUAUUAUCUUGAAACCAGGAUUAAAUUGUUUGUGACCAGGAAUAUAAAGAAUGAUGAUUACACUUCAAAGGAAGCUACGGAAAAAUGCCGAAGAUCCAAAUUAUCAUAAUAAAAAUUGUACCAGAAGAGUUUCAAUUAGAGAUAAACUUCUUGUUAAAGAGAUCCAAGAGAUGGAAACUAUGCUGCCUUCAACAUGUUCAGUUAAAUUUAAAGAUCCCCACAAGCUACAUGAAUUUUAUCUCAGUGUUACACCUGAUGAAGGUUUCUGGCAAGGAGGAAAAUUUUGGUUCCAUAUAUACAUAACAGAAGAUUAUAAUAUCGCUCCUCCUACUGUUAAGUGUCAGACGAAAUUGUGGCAUCCUAACAUAAGCGAAGAUGGGGAUAUUUGUUUAAGUUUGCUGCGACAAAAUUCAAUUGAUGGUCUUGGAUGGGCACCAACAAGGCGAUUAAAGGACGUUGUUUGGGGUUUGAACUCACUUUUUACUGAUUUGCUAAAUUUUGAGGACCCCUUGAAUAUAUCUGCUGCCGAAUUAUAUGUUCGUGACAAAGAAGCCUUUAAAAACAAAGUCCGUGAUUAUGUCAUACAAUAUUCUAGAAGUUGUUAAUGUGAGCGUGUGUUUAUACAUACCUAUACAUAUGUUUUGUAGAAAAUUGUAUAUUGUAUAUUCAGUCCUUAUUGUAAGUCUGUAUGUUUUAUGUAAAAUCUUGCCAUAUUAUGAUUAUUUUUUCUUCCAUACCAAUCGUUGAAAUAUCUGUUAUAUAAUUAGCUAUUUGUUUUAAUCAGUUUUAGAAUCAUUUUAUUUUGAUAUUAUCUUCUUUUUUUUUUCAAAGCAUACUAUCAUUUAUUAAAUGAAAUGCUAAUAAUAUAUUAGUCCUCUAAAUAUGAUGAAAAUAUGACUGAAAAUAUGACAUUAAAAUCUGACCAGAUGAGAUCUCUGAAUAAUUUAAGCUUUUUGCUUAUAAUAAUCAUGACUUAGGCAUCAAUAAUCCUUGGGCAUAAUUUAUCCUCGACCUCUUCUGCUGAUUGACUUGGAGGUUGUUAUUUGAAUUUUUCACCUUGGACAUCACCCUCAAUUGAUACAAAUAGUUCAUUUGAUUUGAACAUCGGCAUUAUUUAGUAAUUUCUUUAUGGGUGCAGUCAGUUAUUUUUUGUAUUUGCUUUUUUCUCACUGUAGAAGAACGUGUUAGCCACAUCAAAUUAAAUUAAAUUUGGAAAGAGUUUAAAUGCCCUCCUUGUUUGCCUCUGGGUAGUGUACUUGACAUUUAUUUUGUCCACAUUCUCUAUGCUACUUCUUACCUCUUCUGUCUUUUUAGUGAGUAUUGAUGUUAGUAUUUUCCUGUAGAUUAUCUUUCAUGUCAUGCUCAGUUUAACUAGAAGUGUCAAGUUUUUUCCAAGACCUUUUUUUCUAAAUUCAAAGGUGUUUUAGAAGUGACUACUUUCUGUAACCAAAUCCAAAACUGCCAUCUUCCCCUUUUAUUUAUCCAGUUUUUCCCCAAAUAUUCCUAACAUGAAUGUUGAAACAAAUAUGAUCAACUACUUCUGAAUGAUAUAUUUUUUCAAUUUAAUUCUUGAAGAUUACCUAUAUAAAUUAAAGAAAUUUAAAUUGCUUAGUAGGUCCUUCUGGUAUUAAAACUACAUUUUAUGUACAAAAACAUCAUAAUUAUUUCAUUGUUUUGUUGUAAUAUUUUUUGGGGUAAAAAAAUUCAGACAUAAAGACAGUUGAAGGAUAAAAUUUUCACAAGGAAGCAAAUUUUAUAUUAAGAAAAACAUAAACAAAUACUCUACCUGUUAUUCACAGGGUUAAAAUUACCAUGUUGAAAUUUUUAUUUUUUCCAUUUAACAACGAGCUGUCUUAGCCAUAUGGUAUGGUCAUUGUCACAGAAAAUUUUUUUGUUUAACAGAAAACAAAUUAUUAAAUUUUAUCAGUGAAUAAUGUGACUGGCUUUUGUUGAAUUGAAAACUAUUAUCUUAUAAAUAAUAUACCAAAUUCUGGAAUUGGUUUAGCUUUUUAUGGUUUUAUAUUCCUAAAUUAGGCAGGUUUUCAACAAGCAUUUUUUCAUAGAAUUCUGAUUUUCUAAUAGUGUAAAUUGUAAAUUUUUAUUUUGCUUUAUGCAUAUUUUCAUUACUACAUUGUAUUAUUUUUAUUCUAUUGUGUGCAUAUGUAUGUAUUAUCAUUUACAUAAUUUUAUUUUAAAUAACCUAAUGCUGUUAACUGGGUUACUAAUUUUUUUAAAUCAUAUUGUUAUAUUUCUUUUGUUCAAUUUUAAUUACAUAUAAUUAAAAAUUAUGCAUGUUUAUUUGUGUAUGUGAGUUGUGUGUA
Molecule: messenger RNA, 2404 nt
Organism: Nezara viridula (southern green stink bug)
Lineage: Eukaryota; Metazoa; Arthropoda; Insecta; Hemiptera; Pentatomidae
Source: the annotation of a GenBank genome assembly